UACAACUAGCUUCAUCAGCGAGUAGCACCUGUGGGUGGCCAGCACCACGCCCGGUCGCCUGUGUCUCCGUAGUGGAAAUGUAUGUUGAAUUUUUUUCGCACCGUACGUAGCCGAUGUGUUUUGUUCAUGUUAACAAAAAUUGACACCAGGUACUCAGACACAAUAUUAUACGUGAACACAAAUACAGCUAAGUAUAGAGGUUAUACUUAGCUUGCAAAGGCAAAGGUCCCCCGUAUAUCCUACACAGACUGUUGGGGAAAGUGCUGUUAGCGAGUAGCACCUAUGAAGGCGGAAAUCGAACCGGGUUCAUAGCGCAGCGUGCUAACCGCUACACCACCGCUCCCCACACACACGCACACACAAACGCAUCUCUUCAUCCCUGGCAGUGGGCACGUCGCGUUCUGGGGGGGGGCUAAUCCUGUAACACGUGACGGUCAGAUCGCAACAGCAGCAACAAAAAGACCCCCACAAUCCACCGCUUUAACACAGGCCGAGCCAGCCUCGGCGGCAGCGCAUUUCGCGAGCGCGGCGCGCGAAAAGUUUUCCCUUCAGAACCCCUCGCGAUUCCUCGAGCGCGUCUCCAGCCACCGUGACCGACCCCAUCCGCGAGAUGUCAUCUUCACCAGCCCAUCACCACCACCACCAUCACCACCACCAUCACCACCAGCAGCAGCAGCAGCGGCACCGUCACCAUCUCCUCCUCGCGCUGGCCGUCUGCCUGGUGACGCUGGCCACGCCGCCGCCGUGCGUAGCGCAGUUCCCCCGAGCCUGCACCUCGUCGGCGAACUUGGUGUCCAAGAUCUGCUGCCCUCCGUGGCCCGGCGACGGCUCUCCGUGCGGGGAGGCGACCUCGCGCGGCUCCUGCGAGCUCGUGGUGCCGUCCACGGAGCCGCACGGGGCGGGCUUCCCCUUCGCGGGAGUCGACGACCGCGAGCUCUGGCCCACGGCCUUCUACUCGCGGCUGUGCCGCUGCCGGGCCAACUACUGGGGCCACGACUGCGGCGAGUGCCGCUUCGGCUGGCGCGGCCCCGCGUGCUCCGAGCGGCCGAGCGAGCCCAGCCUGAGGCGCAACCUGAUGCUGCUGAGCGCCGCCGAGCGGAGCAAAUUCUUCUCCUACAUCAACCUGGCCAAGGUGAGCGUCCACCCGGAGUUCCAGAUCGCCGCCGCCACCCUCGAGCAGAUGGGCAACGGGACGCGGCCGACGUUCCGGGACGUCAGCGUGUUCGACCUCUUCGUGUGGAUGCACUACUACGCGUCGCGCGACGCGCUCCUCGCGGGCCCCGUGGCGUUUCCCGGCGUGGACUUUGCGCACGAGGGGCCUGGGUUCGCGCCGUGGCACCGCGUCUUCCUGCUCAUGUGGGAGAGGGAGAUCCGCAAGCUGACGGGAGACGAGGAGUUCACGAUCCCCUACUGGGACUGGAGGGACGCGCGGGACUGCGAGGUCUGCACGGACGACUUCUUCGGAGGGCGCCAUCCGAGCGUCGUGGGCCGACUCAGCCCCGCGUCCGUCUUCUCCGCGUGGCAGGUGAUCUGCACCCGGCCGGACGACUACAACCGCCUGGGGGUGCUGUGCGACGGCUCCCCGGAGGGCCCCGUGCUGCGCAACCCGGGGCGUCACGACCCAACGCGCAUCGCCUCGCUGCCCACGAGCGCCCACGUGGAGUCCUGCCUCGGCCUCGCCGACUUCGACAGCCCGCCCCUCAACCGCGACGCGAACCGGAGCUUCAGGAACACGCUGGAAGGCUUCGCUGACCCGCUGACCGGCAUGGUGACCCCCUCGCGCAGCAGCAUGCACAACUCCCUGCACAUCUUCAUGAACGGCUCCAUGUCCUCGGUGCAGGGCUCCGCCAACGACCCCAUCUUCACGGUGCACCACACCUUCGUAGACAGUCUGUACGAGCGGUGGCUGCGCACUCACGGCGCGAACGCCUCCUCCUACCCGGCGCGCGGCUCGCCGAUCGGCCAGAACGGCGGUGACUUCAUGGUGCCCUUCCUGCCGCUCGUCACCAACGCGGCCGCCUUCGUGCCCUCGAGGGAGCUGGGCUACGAGUACGAGUACUUGCAGCCAGGCGGCGAGGGCUCCUGGUUCACGCGCUUCCAGGUGCAGCUGCAGCAGCUGUGGCCGUGGGUGGUGGGCGCCCUGCUGCUGGGCGCCCUGCUCGCCUCCCUGCUGGGGCUGGGCGCGUGGCGGGCGUGCGGCCUCGGGGGGGCGCCCCGUCAGAGGCCACAGCGCGGCGGCUUCCUCGCCUGGGAGGGCGCCCAGGGCAAGGCGGGGGAGGAGACCCGCAGGUUGCUGGAUGGCGUCGAGCCCAACGGGAUGCCCGGCUCGUUCCAGACGACGUUCUAGCGGUGGUGCUCGUAGUGGUGGUGGUGGUGGUGGUCAUGGUGGUGCUCGUGGUGGUGGUCAUGGUGGUGGUGGUGGUGGUCAUGGUGGUGCUCGUGGUGGUGGUGGUCAUGGUGGUGGUGGUGGUGGUCAUGGUGGUGGUGGUGGUGUAAGAGUUGUAGGGCAGACAUGGGCAGGAGGCACUGGGUCAUGAGUAGGAUGUUGCUGGUGGUAGUGGUGGUGAUCGUGGUGGUGGUGUUGGUGAUGAUGAUGAUCAUGGUGGUGGUGUAAGAGUUGUAGGGCAAACGUGGCCAGGGGGCACGGGGUCAUGAGCAGGAUGUUGCUGCUGCUGGUGGUGAUGGUGGUGGUGGUGAUGGUGGUGGUGGUGAUGGUGGUGAUGGUUACCACGAUUUCAUGGGCCCAGAGUAGAACUUGAUUCUGGAAGGUGGUAAUAUUUGCUGUACAGAUUCUCUUCUGUCAUCACAAUCAUGAUGAAUCAUCAAUUAUCCAACCACCAUCCGUCACCCUCAUCAUCAUAGGAGGGCACAUGACCCAAUGGUAUUACCCCAGCGCGUCCUAAAUGACGUUCUAGUGGUGGUGGCUGUGAGGCUAGAUAGGGGAUAUUUGCCAUUAUUCUUUUGGUGGUGGUAUGUCCGCAAUUUAUAGGUGCUGCUCGCUAACAGCACUUGCCCUCGACAGCCUGUGAAGGCUAUACGGGGGAUCUUUGUUUUCGGUGGUGUCGUAGGAGUUGUACGGGAGACACGGGCAGGACGCGCGGGGCAAAAUACCAUUGUACGUGUGUGUGUGUAUACGUGUGUAUACGUGUGUGUAUAUAUAUACUGUGUGUGUACGUGUGUGUGUGUACGUGUGUGUGUAGUUUCAUAGUUUAGUUUCAUAGUUUCAU
Molecule: messenger RNA, 3227 nt
Organism: Petromyzon marinus (sea lamprey)
Lineage: Eukaryota; Metazoa; Chordata; Hyperoartia; Petromyzontiformes; Petromyzontidae
Gene: TYR
Product: tyrosinase
Biological process (GO): pigmentation; melanin biosynthetic process
Molecular function (GO): tyrosinase activity
Source: RefSeq, a predicted model, not a curated record